Messenger RNA from Fukomys damarensis (Damara mole-rat), 5055 nucleotides. RefSeq names its product KAT8 regulatory NSL complex subunit 3 (gene Kansl3). Lineage: Eukaryota; Metazoa; Chordata; Mammalia; Rodentia; Bathyergidae. Gene Ontology annotation, cellular component: NSL complex. The coding region runs from base 161 to 2941 and encodes 926 amino acids. The transcript is spliced from 23 exons. Gene Ontology annotation, biological process: positive regulation of transcription by RNA polymerase II. The record is from RefSeq and is a predicted model, not a curated record.
CGGGGAAAUGGGAUCCUAGCCCUGCCUCCAGUGGGGGCCGUCCGGAGGUUCUAGGCAGAAACCCGCGGGGUGCCUGGAGUGCCCGGCGGUUUUCGGAGUCUCCACCCAGGGUGAUUAGCAUGCAGAUCCUAAUACUCUGACCUGCCACCCCUCCACUGACAUGGCCCACCGGGGUGGGGAAAGGGACUUCCAGACUUCAGCUCGGCGCAUGGGCACCUCCCUGCUCUUCCAGCUGUCAGUGCAUGAACGGGAGCUGGACCUGGUUUUUCUGGAUCAUAGCUAUGCCAAGCCAUGGAGUGCUCACCCAGAUGCCAGUAGCGCCCGCCCCACCCGCAUGCUCUUUGUUACUCCCCGGCGGCAGCAGGAGAAUACCAUUGAAUCAGAUGUCCCAAUAGACGUGGAGACCGUCACAUCAACUCCUGUGCCACUCUAUGACAAUCAGAAGGCACGCAGUGUGAUGAACGAGUGUGAACGGCAUGUCAUCUUUGCCAGAACUGAUGCGGAUGCCCCACCCCCACCAGAGGACUGGGAAGAGCAUGUCAACAGGACUGGCUGGACAAUGGCCCAGAACAAGCUAUUCAACAAGAUCCUCAAAGCCCUGCAGUCUGACCGGCUUGCCCGCUUGGCCAAUGAAGGGGCUUGUAAUGAGCCAGUGCUGCGCCGUGUUGCCGUGGACAAGUGUGCAAGGAGGGUGCGGCAGGCGCUGGCAAGUGUGAGCUGGGACACCAAGCUGACCCAGUGGCUGCACACCACCCUCGUGGAGACCCUGAGUCUGCCCAUGCUGGCUGCCUAUCUGGAUGCUCUGCAGACGCUGAAAGGGAAGAUCCCAACCUUGAUUGACCGGAUGCUUGUGUCGUCCAACACAAAGACUGGGGCUGCAGGUGUGGAGGCCUUGUCUCUCCUCCUGAAGAGGCCGUGGGAUCCUGCUGUGGGUGUCCUUUCUCAUAACAAACCAAGCAAACUCCCAGGCUCCCCUCUGAUUCUCAUCGCCUCCUCCGGUCCCUCCAGCUCCGUGUUCCCCACCUCACGCCGCCACCGCUUCUGGCAGUCUCAGCUCUCCUGCUUAGGCAAGGUCAUCCCUGUGGCCACCCAUCUGCUGAACAGUGGCAGUGGGGUGGGCGUUCUGCAGUGUCUGGAGCACAUGAUUGGGACAGUGAGGAGCAAAGUGCUAGAGAUUCACAGUCACUUUCCACACAAACCUGUUAUCUUGAUUGGCUGGAACACAGGAGCUUUAGUGGCCUGUCAUGUGUCGGUGAUGGAGUAUGUCACAGCUAUCGUCUGCCUUGGGUUUCCUCUCCUUACAGUGGACGGCCCUCGAGGGGAUGUAGAUGAUCCCCUCUUGGACAUGAAGACUCCAGUCCUCUUUGUCAUUGGUCAGAACUCCCUGCAGUGUCAUCCUGAAGCCAUGGAGGACUUCCGGGAAAAGCUUCGCGCCGAGAACAGCUUGGUGGUGGUUGGGGGAGCUGACGAUAACCUCAGAAUAAGCAAAGCAAAAAAGAAAUCAGAAGGGUUGACUCAAAGCAUGGUGGACAGAUGUAUUCAGGAUGAAAUUGUGGACUUCCUGACUGGAGUGCUCACUCGCACCGAGGGCCAUGUGGUUUCGGAUCCUCGGGACCAGGACGCUGAAAAGAAGAAGAAGCCCCGUGAUGUGUCCCGCAGAGACCUGGCCUUUGACAUCCCUGAGCGGGGCAGUCGGCCUGCUUCCCCCGCUGCCAAGCUGCCCGCCUCACCCUCAGGCUCAGAGGAUCUCUCUAGUGUGUCGAGCAGCCCCACCUCCAGUCCCAAGACCAAAGUGACCACAGUGACCUCAGCCCAGAAGUCCAGUCAAAUUGGAAGCUCUCAGCUGCUGAAGAGACAUAUGCAGAGGACAGAAGCUGUGCUAACCCACAAACAAGCCCAAGCACAGUUCGCUGCUUUUCUGAAACAAAACAUGCUGGUGAGGAAAGCUCUUCCUCCCGGCACCUCCUGUCUCGUUGUUCCUAUUUCCUCAGAGCCAGCAGAGGAGGUGGAGAAGGAGGAGCUGAGGGUCCAGCUGAAGCGGCACCACCCCUCUAGCCCUCUUCCUGGCAGCAAGGCCUCUAAGCGGCCCAAGAUCAAAGUGUCACUCAUCUCACAAGGGGAUGUGGCUGGAGGGGCUCCAGAAGCUGCGGGAGGGAAGCCCAUCACCAUGACGCUGGGGCAGGCAUCCUCGGGGGCCAAGGAGCUCACCGGGCUUCUCACCACAGCCAAGUCGAAUGCUUCUGAAGGCGGAAUCACGGCUAGCCCCACCCCUGCAGGGUUCUCCAGCAGCACCUCACCCAGUGCCCUGCACACACUCCAGAGCCGCUUGGUGGCCACGUCUCCUGGCAGCUCCCUUCCAGGGGCCGCUUCAGCCAGCAGCCUCCUCCAAGGCCUCAGCUUCAGCCUACAGGAUAUCAGCGGCAAGAGCUCUGGCCUCCCUGCCACCCCCUCCUCAGGGCUGGCUACACAGGCCACCAGUGUGAAGCUGCCCACCCCCAUGCAGAACCUGAGUGCCAUCACCACGGGCACCAGCACCCUUGUCCGUACCAUUCCAGUGGCCACCACACUCUCCUCCCUGGGCGCCACCCCUGGUGGGAAGCCCACAACCAUCCACCAGCUGCUGACCAAUGGGGGCCUCGCUAAGUUGGCAAGCAGCCUCCCUGGCCUGGCUCAGAUCUCUAACCAAGCCUCAGGUCUAAAGGUCCCCACCACCAUAACUCUGACUCUCCGUGGCCAGCCAAGCAGGAUCACCACACUGAGUCCCAUGGGUUCAGGGGCAGCUGGACCUGAGGAGCCCAUGUCCCAGGCGCUGCCCUCCAGCUCGCAGUUCCAGCCCAAUGGAAUGGAGUGUGCUUUUCCCCAGGAUGUGUGGGGCAGGGUGCUGUUCUUCCCUCCAGGCCAGCCUGCCCAGAUACCACUGCGCCUGCCUCCUGCACCCUGAAGAAGCCAUGCAGUGUGUCCUCCUUACCAGGUGGUGAUGGCUGUCUCACAGUGGCUGUAGGCACGUGUGUAUCCUGCUGAGCUGUCUGAGUGUCUGAAGACCUCUUUAUAGCAGUCGUUUUGCCUCUGCCAGCUGUCUUCAGGGUCAGGCCUCUGGGUGUCGAGCAGCCAUGUGGCCGGGUGACAUGGAACCGAAAAGGAGGCAAAGGAAGCAGCGCCCUCCAGCAUCUGCACUCUAGUUCCUGGAACACCCAGCCUCCUCUCAGAUCCAGUGCUUGUGUACCAGAGGCAGUUCUUCCUCAUGGUGAUGAUUGACCAGGCGUUGUCGGACUACUCAUGAUGUCUAAUAAAGGAGCCUCCUUUCUACAGUCUGUCCUUCCUGUGCCCAUCUGGAGGAGAGGGUCAGACUAUCUGGGGCUGAAGAAGAUCGGGAUCAUCCUGGCCUACUGGCAGGUCAGAGAGCUGUUGUGGCCGUCUCUGUCGCUUCACCACGGAGCCAAGGAAACUUUAGAAACUGCACUACCUACAGAGUAUCCUGCUAGGAGAUCCCAGAUGGAGGCAAAGAAAACUGGCGCAUCGUCUCUCCAUCUCUUGGCCAUUUUAGGAUGUGGGGAGCAGCGGUCUCCACAAGGUGAGAGCUGGCCCCUUCCUCUUUUCAUCAUGCCUUGGGCAGUUCCUGCUCCCGGAGAGCCUGCGCGGCUGAAGAGGAGAAAUGAAGUGCCUGGUGGCACAGACAAUUUGAGCUUGGGGCUGUGUAUCUGGCCUCUGAGGACCUGGUGAUUAGCUAGAGAUGAGAAGCAGAAUUUGCCAAGUCAGGGAAACUGCAAACCCUGAUGGCCCUGUGUCCAGGGCAGGGAUGAAGCAGGGCCAGCAGCUAAGGUGAUAUCUUGGCCUUGGUUCUGGAGAGCCUGAGCAUCAGGACGAUGAAGACUGAGCUCCAUUGUUUCUGUUCACGUGACUUCUCGCUUCCUGCCUAGAGGUGGGGAGAUUGAUGGUGGCUAUUCUGCUGUGCAGUGCUCUUGGUGCCAGCCUGAGUCCUACGGGCCAUGGUCCUAAUGAAAGGCUUCUUGGGGAUGGCGCGCUGAGGCCCUCCCGACCUCCUCACAGGGCAUGUGUGCAAUGUGGUAUGGGAUUCUGAGCCGCACUUGUGCUCCAAGCUCAGGCUCCCUUCCCUUCCAUCCUUAGAGUGUUUCCCGUCAGAGUGAUAAACAAGGCACCUUGAGUGUGACUUUUAAGUCCAGGGUUCUGACCCCCAGGGUGGCCUGCAUCCAGACCAGGCCAGCAGAUCAGUCCUGCCAGAAGGGGCACACUGUGCUUGGCAGUCAUAGACAAGGCAGUUUGGGGGUGUAUGUGAUGGGAGUGGAGAGGGUUCCCUAAACCCUGGGCCCUUUCCCUUACCUCCUGCUCUGAUUCACACAGAAUUGGACUAUAUUUUUGCAUUAGCUGGUAGGUUAUUUCAGAAGACAUCUUAAUAAAUUUACGGAAGAUGUGGAAUCUGAAAGGCAUAUGGGGCUUGGUGUUGACAGCUUUACAGGCAGGAUCAGAACACAGCAAAAGAGCAGUAAAGCGAAGCCCUGUGAAGCCCUGAGGACAAGUGGAGGGUCCCGAACACCCUCACAACUGAGCAGCACAGCCUAGACCACUCGGGCUGCUCUUGGAGGACACUGGCCUAGGUGUACUGGUACCAGAGAGCCUCACGAGCCGGCCUGCCUUUGUGCUGUCCUCCAUGUGCCUUGUGGGUUACUGCUGACUAAAACUGGAGAGUGAGCUCUGAGAACACUGAUCUGCACCACGGCAGAGCCAGCCAGUGGCGGAAAGGUGGAAAUCUGUAGUGUUUACCCCCUAGCCAUGUCUUCCCCUUCCCACUGUGUCUCUGCCUAUCUCAUAGCAGUCUUGGAGGCCAUGAGCUCAGAAGGUCCUGGCAGGAAACAGAAGGAUCAAGAAGGCUUUAAAUUCUUGGACAACAGGGGUGUGUUGCUGCCCUUAGAUGUCUUUGGAGGAGGUCGCUGAGGGGCAAAGACCUGCCUCCAAGUGGUCCACCACCAGAAUAGUCUUGGCUGGAGCUGACCUGCUGUGUUCUCACUUAGCAGAAACAAUUAAAAACGCCCAAACUAA